Molecule: messenger RNA, 2893 nt
Organism: Carcharodon carcharias (great white shark)
Lineage: Eukaryota; Metazoa; Chordata; Chondrichthyes; Lamniformes; Lamnidae
Product: gap junction beta-7 protein-like
Exons: 2
Coding region: 520-1278 (252 amino acids)
Biological process (GO): cell communication
Cellular component (GO): connexin complex
Source: RefSeq, a predicted model, not a curated record
UUUCUCCGCAGAUGCUGCCAGACCUGCUGAGUUUUUCCAGGUAGUUUUAUUUUUAGUUUUGUUUUGGAUUUCCAGCAUCCGCAGUUUUUUGCUUUUAUCAUCUAUACCCUUACACUGCACCUCAAUGCAGUGGUCACUCCUUCAGGAAUAUUUAUUUUAAUUAACCACUUCUUUUGAAAGGAGGAAAAUUGUAUGAGAAUAUAGCCAUUGUUUGUACAAUUAAAUGUUUCUAAAAACAGAAACUGGCAGUUAAGGGUGGUUCUAAUUUGAACGAUUGGAGGUAGUUACAGGAGCGCUGUAAACUCGGGUUACACCUUCUGAGAUCAUAGUGAGGGAAGGAGAAGCAGAUCAUUUUACUUCCAACCUACAAUGAAACAGAACUUAUUGUGAAGACUCCCGGUUUGCUUUUAUAUAUGGAGAAGAUCAUUUUUCAAUUUACAUCGUAAACUUGUUGGAGCGGUAAUCUGGAGAAGACUGAAUUGCCAGCAGUUACAAGAUCCUUCAGCAAAUUAAGGAACCAUGAGCUGGAGUUUACUCCGUGAUGUUUUAAGUGGAGUGAAUCAAUACUCCACUGUUGUGGGAAGAAUCUGGUUGAGUGUUAUGUUCAUAUUCCGAGUCCUUGUCUACGUGGUGGCAGCAGAGCGUGUCUGGAACGAUGAGCAGAAGGACUUUACUUGCAACACAAGGCAAACUGGUUGUGAAAAUGUGUGUUUUGACCACUUCUUUCCAGUGUCCCAUGCAAGACUUUGGGCACUGCAACUUAUCUUAGUUUCCACCCCUUCUCUCUUGGUUGUCAUGCACGUAGGUUACAGGGAACACAGGGAGAAGAAGUACAAAAAGAAACUGUAUAAAGACAAAGGGAACAUAGAUGGGGGACUGUGGUGGACCUAUUUCUUUAGUCUACUGUUCAAAACAGGAGUUGAAUUAAGUUUCUUGUUUGUGCUGGUGCGGAUAUACAAUGGGUUCACUAUUCCUCACCUUCUGAAGUGUGACAUCAGUCCUUGCCCCAAUGUAGUGGAUUGUUUUGUUGGUCGGCCGACUGAAAAGACCAUCUUCCUCUAUUUCAUGGUUGCCUCCUCAGUUUUGUGCAUACUGCUAAACCUCUGUGAGAUGAGUUACCUAGUUAUAAAGCAUUGCAGAGAAUUCUGUGAGAAGAGAUCUGACAGACAAGCAAAACAUUUGAAAUGUGGAUCUGACUCAAUGCAGAGGAAUCAAGCUCAUCCAAAAGCGCUUAAAAAUGGCACUUUGAGGUCUUCCAUAAGCAUUCACACGAUGUGAAACCAGAAGGACUUCCACAUAAUCACUGAUAUUUAUGAAGGCAGCUUUUAUAACAGAGGCACUACUUGCUUUCUAAUGAAGCAAACAAACAUUAAUUAAGUUAAUGCCUGGGAUUCUUCACAGUAUCUUUGAAGAAAUGUUUUUAUUUUCCUGAAGAGAUUUUCGAUGUGUAGAAUACCAUGUUUAUCAUGGUUCAAUUAACCAUAAAUCAGAACUAAGCUUUGUUACAAUUGAAUAAAGGACACCUGGGAAAGUUGAGCACAUGGAAUUACACGAUCAGCAUAUUCAUUACAAAUUUCAAUGAUAUUUUUAAGAGAUUCUUUUAAGGCUACCUUUGCUGCUAACGCCGUGCAUGCACAGUUUUACAGUUUCUCCACCAUGUUUACUGUUUUAUAGACUCAUGCAGGCAUGAGUGCGUUGUAUCAGACUGGGAGCAGAACAGGAUUUCACAAGCCUGACACCGCUAGAUUGAAAUGCAUUCAGUGUCAAAGAGAAAAAGAAACUUUGCACCAUUUUAAUGAAGAAGUAAAGUCUAUAAUUUAAAGAAACAAACAGAAAAUAUUGGAGACACUCAGGCAGUGUCUUGUGUUGAAUGCCUCCAGAGUUCCCUGCUUCCGAGUUGCAGCAUCAGCAAUAUUUUUCUUGCCUCUUUUGGGAAUUGUUAAUGAUGGCUCUUUGACAAUUAUUUAAUAUAAUUGGGAGCCAGUCCAUGUGUGGUGAGAGUGCAGCUAUUGAGACCUGUAUACAUUUCCUGCCUACAAAGCCCAUGUUUUGGGUGCAGCAGAGUGACAUCUGUGCAGACCAGUGCGCAUAUGCAGACGGCCAUAUUGCAUUGGCAGGAGACAAGUGUUCUUUUAACAAAAGGCCUCCUCCCUAAUAUACAUCUACAAUUUGUACAACCUUCUAAGCUUAACCCUGAGGUGCGAAGUUCCUCUUGCUCCCUUAGCGAUGAAAAAAAAUGGCUGAUGUGCUUUCAAUAAUCAUAAAGGUGACUGCACAGUCGAGGAAACUAUUUACAAGGAUACAAGAGCUAUGGCACAGACAGUACCUGAUGUCAGCUAUGCAAAGUUAGGAAAACAUAACUUUAGAUGCUCUGGCAUAAAGAAGCAAAUGUUGCAAGUGUGCAGUGAUUUUAUUUCUUGGGCGUGAAUGUAAUUUGAAUUGUUUAUUGUAUACUGCUAAAAUUUGUCAGCAAAGUACCCUGAUUGUUUUAUAGUGAAAUCUCAACUAAUCAGUCAUAAAUGCUUAUUUCACUAUUCCUAAAAACAUUCCCAUUCACAAAAACAUAUUAAAAUCCCUGAAAGUAGGGAUGAGUCACAGAUGCUGACCUCACUAGCAACGAUCUCAUCCCAUGAAAGGGCAAGAGUGUUUUCCAAAGUCCUUUUUGAAGUCAACCGUGUUGAUUUCCACAGCCACCCCAUUUAAAAUCAAUAAAAUAAAAGCUAUCAAAUAAUAAGCACUCACAAAAAUUAAAUACAUGUCAAAAAAAUCACAAAAUCUUAUGAAUAAAUUCAUUCAUCUUCUCUUCUAAUAUCUCUAAUCAUCUUGACUUCAUAGUACUUAGGAUUUAGGAUACUCAAGGUUCCUUUCUGCCCUUUCAAGAGUUUGAAUGUUU